Scheffersomyces amazonensis is the source of this 3071-nucleotide messenger RNA. RefSeq lists its product as uncharacterized. Gene Ontology annotation, molecular function: ATP binding; protein kinase activity. The transcript has a single exon. Bases 258 to 2741 code for a protein of 827 amino acids. Gene Ontology annotation, biological process: protein phosphorylation. The record is from RefSeq and is a predicted model, not a curated record. Lineage: Eukaryota; Fungi; Ascomycota; Pichiomycetes; Serinales; Debaryomycetaceae.
CUAUUAUCUACUCAAUUGAAUGCUAUAUGCAUUAUACAUACCCAUGUUUAAUAUAAAUAUAUAUUCUUAUCAAAGAUCUCUUAAGGUGAACCCUGCAGUAAAUAAAAAUUAGAUUUAUAAAUGUUCGGUAGCUUAGUUGUGUUUGUGCGAAAAUCAGCAAAACAAGAAUUUAAAACUUUGGAUGAAAUAUUAUAGUUGUAUCUGAUUAUCAGGAAUACGAAAAACAAUCGUGGUACGCAUAUGAUGAUAGCAGUAUCAUGUCAUCCAAACGGUUCUUCCACAAACCAUCUCACGGGCCAUACAAGUCCACCACCCCAAAUAUACCUUUACAACUCAUUCUACAGGAGUCAGAGCUAAAGAAGAUAGUUAGUUUAAGUUGUGAAUUUGUCCAUGAAGGCAUCAAUUGGGGUACUACAGAUUACUUAGAUGAUGAAAAUGCAGAACGUAGCAUACAAUAUUUUAGAGAUUCUGGCAGAAGUCUCCUAAAGCAUUUGGAUCAUGAAGACCCUCACUACAUAAGCAAACUUUGUCUUGAGUAUUUGGCGUCUAAUUUUGCUAUCCUUAUCAAAACGAAGAGUCCUGAGCUAAUUCUACAAAGAAGUUUCACUGAUAAUGCAGAGGAGUACUUGAACCACUUUGCCAUUGUUGUAGAGCUGGUGGAUGAAUUCGUUAGCAAUUGGUUCGAAGACCACGUUAUUACCGAUCCACAGUUGAAAGUUAAAACGAAAAAAGUCAUACACAACUUGGUUAACAUUUCCUAUUUAUUCACCAUCACCUUCCCAGGCUUGAAAAAGAAUUUAGGUGGAAUGAAGUCUUCAGGUACAAUUACAAGUUUUGGAAAAUAUAUAGUUUCGGGCCAGUCACUUCAAGAUUACUCUGUUGCUGAGCCCAAAUCCAUGCCAAGCCCCACAGAACUAGAUAUGGAAGCCGCACAAGCUCUAGAAGUAACAAAUGAUACUUUGAUCAAGGGUGUCAUAAGGCGUCCCAUUAUGUCUGUCGAUGAUCUAGAGUUGCAGGAAGCCUCUGUAUCUGCUCUAUUAGAAUCAAUGUAUCUACAACCAACCAUAGAUUUUCUAAAGCUAAGAUUUGAAGAUUUACAGUUAAAACUCAAGAGGCAGACUCCAGGCACCAACAAAUUGAGGCCGGAUUUUUCACUUACUUUCCUUUUCAAGGACAAGAGCUACACCAUACCGAUCGAAAUAAAAAAGAACGGCAUAAAGGAGUCACUUGAAAAUAUUGAAUCCACAAAGUCGUUUAUAAAUUUAUUUAAUCAGUCAAUUCAUCAAAUGGUGGAUAAUAAUUCUGCGAUUGCAUUUAUUAUUGAUUGUGAGUACUUAGUUGUGAUUUCGGUGACGCAUCCAGAGCUUACAAAGCAAAACUUGGAAGGAGAUAAAUAUGUAAAGUCCACAAUAGACUGUGAUACGCAGGUUUUCGAUCAUCAUGGGAAUCAUAAUUUAGGCUUUUUAUUAUGCUGUUUGUUGACGAAUUAUUUAUCCAAGCUAGACGAGGCUGUGUUGAAUAUUGGUAUAGAUUUUUCAAAUAAAUUGUUGGUAGAAUCUGAAGUUGUUUCUUCAUUGAAGGAGAUGUGGUAUGAAGAGGUUCGAAAUGACUGGAACAGUUGUUUUCAAAGUACCACAUAUAAUAUCAAGCAGAAAUUAUAUUUAACCGAAAAAGGUGUGAAGAUCAGUCGGACUUUGUUUGGUCUAAUCCAACAAAAUGAAGUCCAGUUUUCACAAAUCGGAAAACUGGAUAAAUUCCAAGUCGACAAGCUAGGAAUAAAAAGGAACGAGUCGGACCAUGACAACUUAGAAUACCUAUCGCAAGUUCGAAGGGUUAAAUUUAAGAAUAAAUCAUACUUUCUCAAGUUAUAUGAUCCCAUCCAAACUUUCAAAAUCCGUGGAUCAGUACCACGAGAUACUUUUGAGAAAACAUAUAGCUUCAGUUUAGGUAUGUUCCUUACUGAACUUCAAGUUUUCAGGAUGAUAAAUGGGAAUUUGCCUAACAUAGAAAAUUUUGAACAAGCUAUAAAAACUCGAACGGCCCACAAAAAUGAUUUCAACUAUUCGUUUCCUAAAGGGAGACGCAAUGAGAAGAAGGCUGCUAUGAAGUUCAUCCCUGAACUAUAUUCAUAUGGAUAUUUACAACUACCAGGCCAUGAAGGCUUUUAUUUACUAGAAUCGUUUAUUGAAGACCGCCUCUUUAGUAUAAAAAAUGAAGAGGAACUCGAAGAGUUCAUAAAACUUGCCGAAAAGGGGAUGGAUGUCUUCCAUAAGUCUGGCACGGCUCAUGGAGAUAUUCAUGCCGAUAACAUUAUGUUCACAUAUGAUGCAAAAGGUAACAAAGCUGUGAAGUUUUUCGAUUUCGGGCAAAGUAAAAUGAAUAACUAUGACACAUUACAUGAUAUGGAUGGAGAUAAUGAAUUAAAAACAGCUAUACUUAAGGACAAGGCACGAUUAGGUGAUGCGUUGAAUGAGUUGAAGAAUCGUUGGAAAAUACAUCAAGAUUCUCAGAAAAAGGAAUCACAAAUAAUUGAUCCAUCUGAACUAUCACCGGUGGAAGGUGGUAGCUGGCAAAAGAAUCCAAACGAUGUAUCAGCUAUCGUUCUGCCAAGUAGAAGAGAAAUCGAGAGUAGAUCAGAUCAAGAACCAUCGACGGGAACAACACUAACAACUGAUGAAAGUAACACAAGAGGGCAAACCGCUUCUCUUCCUCGAGGUAGAAAAAGAACAAAACAUCGAUGAGCUAGGGUGAUAUGUUGAAGAGUAACCUGGAGGAGGGUAGAAGAUAAAUAUUACAUACUUAUUUCAUCAAAGUGGUGGUGGUGUCUGUCGGAUACUAGAGGUAAUUCCGUCCCUCCUUUGAACAUACUGUUUUCGCUCCUUGGUAUAUUGUAAUUUCGUAGCCCAUAAUAAUAAUAUAUUGGCAUUUUCCCAAAGAAAUAUCGUUAGAUCUACUAGAAUUUAUCGUAGAGUGAAGUAGAAAUAUUUCGUAGCCUACAAAAAAACAUUUCUAUGAAGUCGCUAGUGUGAAAUUAAUUUAAAGCUAGGAACGACUAUUAUUUGCUUCUCCAU